This is a messenger RNA of Megalops cyprinoides (Indo-Pacific tarpon), 1051 nucleotides long. It is a transcript of the gene nol7, whose product is annotated as nucleolar protein 7. The record is from RefSeq and is a predicted model, not a curated record. Gene Ontology annotation, molecular function: RNA binding. The transcript has 8 exons. Lineage: Eukaryota; Metazoa; Chordata; Actinopteri; Elopiformes; Megalopidae. The coding region runs from base 7 to 744 and encodes 245 amino acids. Gene Ontology annotation, cellular component: nucleus.
UUAAAGAUGGCGAAAACACAGCAUGGGAAAUCAGAUGUCCCGAAGGGGAAACCAAAAAGUAAGAAAAUGGCAGAGAAUAUUCAUUUAGGGGUAGCAUCGAGCGAAGACGACGAUGACGAAGCCCCAGAAGAAGUGACAUUUGAAGAUUCGAAAGCGAUCGCUUUACGGAGCAUGAAAGAGGCUAUCGAGACUGCGAGAAGAGAGAAGGAAUUGCUUAAGGAAAAACGAAGAAAAAGGCAGGAACUGUUCCAAGAACAAAAGAAAAGAAGACUUCUCCCAGACGAUAUCCUGGAGGAAAUCGAUUCAGCAGUUCCGAAAAAACCGAAGGCAUCCAAGGUUCAAGCUGAAAAAGAAGGGACCCAGGAGGAAGCAAGCUCCUCAGGGGUGGAGGAGAGCGAGAAAUCGGAUGCAGAAGAGGAGGAAGUGGAGCAGAAACAGAAGAAAAAGAAAAAGAGGAGGAAUAGACAGAGCUUGAAGGGGAACUACAGUGUGACGAGGGUGAAGGACCAGUCUCUGGCCAGUAAGCAGAAGCAGAAUGCCCUCGAUUUUAUUCAGUCCCAUCUCUACGGCGCGGGGAGCAACAGAACCACAAACAACCAUCUCCUUUCCUUGCAAAACAAAAGGGCGCAGAAGAAGAGUGCCGCACCGCAGUUUGUGGACAAGCAGUGGGGCACUGAGAAGAAGAUGAAGGCAGAGAAGUUUAAGAAGAGGUGGCAGAACCAGCAGAAGGUGGAGACAAGUUGAGGCCAGGAUAGGUGGUGUGGGUGGGGACAGAGCUGGAGAGCUCCUCCAAUCAUCUUUUCCUUCACCUAAACUGGACUUUGAAGCUACUGUUCCACUCCAGCCCAACACUGCCCUCUACAUGGAGACUGUCAGAUGGAGGCAAAGAAUGGCUGUUACCAAUCCUUUGUUCAAAUGCAGCUAUAUGCUACAGAUGGAAAAAGAUUAUGGUUGCAUUGAGUCGAUGGUCAGAGAUGUUGUGCUUUGUCUUUUUUUUAAGGUGAGAAGUAGCCAAAUUAGUUUUCCUUAAGCCGUAUUGGUUUAUAUUACA